This is a messenger RNA of Fonsecaea erecta, 1317 nucleotides long. RefSeq lists its product as hypothetical. Gene Ontology annotation, biological process: ubiquinone biosynthetic process. The transcript has 3 exons. Gene Ontology annotation, molecular function: oxidoreductase activity; FAD binding. The record is from RefSeq and is a predicted model, not a curated record. NCBI's taxonomy places the organism in Eukaryota, Fungi, Ascomycota, Eurotiomycetes, Chaetothyriales, Herpotrichiellaceae. Bases 1 to 1317 code for a protein of 438 amino acids. Gene Ontology annotation, cellular component: mitochondrion.
AUGGCAUCAGAGAAGCCAUGGACCAUCAUUGUCGGUGCCGGUCCGUCUGGCCUGCUGCUGGGUCUGAUGCUGGCAAAGAAAGGUGUCACCGUCCAUGUACUGGAAGCUUCAAGUGAAUUAGACGACUCUCCUCGUGCAGCUUACUAUGGCCCUCCAGCGGCCUACGAGUUACGACGUGCCGGAGUCAUUGACGACGUGCGAAAAGAAGGGUUCGACCCGGUAAAGACAUGCUGGAGAAAACUUGACGGCACCUAUCUCGCCGGGUUUGACAACAGUCUCAUGCACCAAGACCCAGAUCGACUGGCGUGUCUGCCAUUGGCUCAACUCGACCGCUUGCUCUACAGACACGCCAUCCAGCAACCCACUCUGAAAGUGUUCUUCAACCACAAAGUGGUGGACGUCGGUCAGGACGACGAGAAGGCAUGGGUGGAUGUAGAAACACCAGAGGGCCAGAAACGCCUCGAGGCAACGUACAUCGUGGGCUGUGAUGGUGCAUCGAGCACCGUCAGAAGAAAGUUGUACGGGGCGAAGGAUUUCCCUGGUUAUACCUGGGACAAACAGAUCGUGGCAACCAAUGUGGCCUACCCCUUCGAAAAAUUCGGAUAUGACGAUGCCAACUUCUUCAUUCACCCCGAGCACUGGCACAUGGUCGCCCGUCUCACCAAGAAUGAGGACGGCAGCGGCUGGUGGCGUGUCAGCUACGGAGAGAUUUCUGGACUCACUCGAGAAGAGCUCAUCGCCCGGCAGCCCAUGAAAUUCGAGGCGAUGUUGCCGGGCCACCCCAAACCCGGAGAGUAUGACCUGGCGGCGAUCAGCCCAUACAAGAUUCAUCAGCGUUUGGUGGAGAAGAUGCGAGUUGGUCGUUUCAUGCUCGCCGCAGAUGCUGCACACAUCUGCAACCCGUUUGGCGGCCUCGGACUCACCGGUGGGCUCGUGGAUAUUGGAGGCCUCUAUGACUGCCUGAUUGGCGUUUAUGAGGGGAAAGCAGACGAAAGUAUACUCGAUAAGUACUCGGAAAUGCGGCGGCAACGAUAUCAGACAGUCACGGACCCCAUUUCCACGGAGAAUAUCAAGCGAUUGUUUGACCAGGACCCAGACAAGGCUCUCGAGAAUGACUCGUUCUUGAAGCUGCUCAAGGAUAUGGAGGGCGAUGUAGAGGCGCAGCGAGAAUUUAUGCGGUCACCAAUGGCCCUUCGGUACGACUUUACUCAACAUUACAACGACAGCGCUGCGAAGAACGGAACUCAGGCAAGUGGUGUGAAGAACGGAGCAGUCACAUCACACGUGGAACAGGUUGCUGCACCGGGAACGGAUUGA